UUCCACACCGAGCUGAGUAACUGACCUUGGCACCUUCUUGUGCUGCAACUAUGACUACUUCCUUCAUGCGCACCUCUUCUUCUACCUACGGUGGUGGCUUUGGGGGUGGUGGAAGCAGCAGCUCUCGCCUCUCUUCAAUCCGCACAGGAGGAGCCUGCCGAGCUCCAAGCAUCCAUGGAGGCUCUGGUGGCAGGGGUGUCUCCAUCUCUUCAGCCAGGUUUGGCUCCUCUGUAGGAGGUGGGUAUGGUGGUGGCUUGUGUUCUGGAUUUGGUAGCGGUUAUGGAGGAGGCUACGGUGGCUUUGGUGGUGGUGCAGCCUGUGGCAUUGGUGGAGGAGCUGGCUUUGGUGGAGGAGCUGGCUUUGGUGGUGGUGCUGCCUGUGGCUUCGGUGGAGGCUCUGGUUUUGGUGGAGGUUUUGAAGUUGGUGGUGGCUUUGGUGGCGGCGAUGGCCUCCUCUCUGGAAAUGAAAAGAUAACUAUGCAGAAUCUGAACGACCGUCUGGCUUCGUACCUGGACAAGGUGCGAGCCCUGGAAGAGGCAAAUUCCGAUUUAGAAGUUAAAAUCCGAGACUGGUAUCAGAAACAAGCUCCCACCAGCCCAGCCCGGGACUACAGUAAUUACUACAAGAUAAUUGAAGAUCUCCGAGACAAGAUCCUCGCAGCGACUAUUGACAACUCCCGAGUCAUCCUGGAGAUCGACAACGCCCGCCUGGCUGCUGAUGACUUCAGGAUGAAGUAUGAGAACGAGUUGUUCCUGCGCCAGAGCGUGGAGUCUGACAUCAACGGCCUGCGCCGGGUCCUGGACGAGCUGACCCUGGCCAGAGCCGACCUGGAGAUGCAGAUCGAGAACCUGAAGGAGGAGCUGGCUUAUCUGAAGAAGAACCACGAGGAGGAAAUGAAGGAGUAUUCCAGCCAGCUCAGUGGAACAGUCAACGUGGAAAUGGAUGCAGCUCCUGGCAUUGACCUGACCAGAAUCCUCUCCGAGAUGAGGGAGCAGUACGAAGCUCUGGCUGAGAAGAACAGGAAGGAUGCUGAGGCCUGGUUCUUCACUCAGACUGACGAGCUGAACCGCGAAGUUGCCAGCCACACACAAGAGAUACAGACCAGCAAAUCGGAGAUCACAGAACUGAGACGCACCGUCCAGGGGCUGGAGAUCGAGCUCCAGUCGCAGCUCAGCAUGAAAGCAGGACUGGAAGCCAACCUGCGGGACACGGAAGGCCGGUACUGCGCGCAGCUGUCCCAGAUUCAGGUCCUCAUCACCAGCGUUGAGGAGCAACUGAGUGAGCUCCGAUGCGACAUGGAGCGUCAGAACCAGGAGUACAAAAUGCUCAUGGACAUCAAGAGUCGCCUGGAGCAGGAAAUCGCCACGUACCGGCAGCUGCUGGAGGGCCAGGACUCUCAGAUGCCAGUAGUGAAACCUAAAGACGCAACUUCAGGUGUUGGAAGACCGCGCCCGGGUGCGGAAGAUGAUGGAAGAGCUCCUCCUGGUCGUGACAGGAGAUACCAGUAGAGAAAUACCAAAUCCCCUCUUGCACAUGGCACGGUAGAAAACCAGCGCAGCCUCCCCGUUGGCUAAUGCCAGAAGAAAUACCCUUUUACUUUCACCACAUCACAAGAAUGUAAUCCAAGAAUGUGCAACCGCCUGAUGUCUUUCCUCAAACUUGCUCUCCCUUUUUACAUGGUCAUUGGUCAGAGAUGACGAGCUUGGUUUCUGUCAGUAGCUGUUAUAGUUCCCUUAUGAAAGAACCUACAUAAUAAAGUUUCUGUUCUGCUUGUGCAAAUA
This is a messenger RNA of Calidris pugnax (ruff), 1781 nucleotides long. Its product is annotated as keratin, type I cytoskeletal 15-like. NCBI's taxonomy places the organism in Eukaryota, Metazoa, Chordata, Aves, Charadriiformes, Scolopacidae. Gene Ontology annotation, molecular function: structural molecule activity. Bases 51 to 1508 code for a protein of 485 amino acids. The transcript has 8 exons. The record is from RefSeq and is a predicted model, not a curated record.